AUGUCCCAUCUCAAGGAGAAGAUCGACCACUUGGAGGAUCACUUGAGAGAUACUCGUAUCAGCGAGAAGGCGCACCACUUAAAACACAGAGUUGGCAAGUUCUUUAACAUUGUGAACCCAAACCACCGUCAUGAUGAGGAACAUGAGCAACAAACCGACAAGAAGAGGUCUGCGAUCUGCGAAAUAAAUCGGUUCAAGUCCUUUGCGCCAGCUCGUGCAGGAAACAGGGUAAAAUGGUAUGUCGAUGCUCUCGACUACCUUUGGGCUGCUUCUGUCGCCCUGGAGCAAGCGAAGGAGGUAAUCUACAUUGAAGAUUGGUGGCUUUCGCCAGAGCUGUUUUUACGAAGACCGCCCUUCAAAACACAGGAGUGGAGAUUAGACCAUAUUCUCAAGCGCCGUGCUGAAGCCGGCGUAAAAAUCUACGUGAUUGUAUACAAGGAGGUGAACCAAGCACUGACAUGUAACUCAGCCCACACAAAGCAUGCUCUGCGGGCUCUCUGUCCGGAGGGAAGCCCUGGACACGGCAACAUUAGCAUCCUUCGUCAUCCAGAUCAUAACGUAUUCGAGAAUGCAGCGGAUAUGACAUUGUAUUGGGCACAUCACGAAAAGUUUAUUGUGAUCGACUAUGAACUCGCGUUCAUUGGAGGCAUUGACCUUUGUUUCGGCAGGUGGGAUGCAAAUCAACAUCCACUAGCUGACGUCCAUCCAUCAAACCUUAGAAUGGAGAUAUUCCCAGGACAGGACUUCAAUAAUAAUCGCAUCAUGGACUUCCAGAGCGUCGGCGAAUGGCAGAAAAAUGAACUCAGCAAGACCGACUACGGCCGGAUGCCAUGGCAUGAUGUUGCCAUGGGUUUGGUUGGCGACUGUGUCUAUGACAUUGCCGAACACUUUGUCCUCCGGUGGAACUUUAUCAAGCGGGACAAGUAUAAGCGGGACGAGGGCGUUGAUUGGCUUCUGCUGGAAGGUCGUACUGGGGAAAAUGAGGAUCUCGUCGGGGUUCAGCGCCCAAAGUAUCCAGUCGGUGACUACGUGCAGCAUCCCUUUUCGCCCUUGAGCACCAAGCCUCGAGGCCAGCAAGGAUCUUGUCAAGCACAAAUUGUGCGUAGCAGUGCUGAUUGGAGCAGUGGGAUUCUCGUCGAACACAGCAUUCAGAAUGCUUACAAGGAGGUCAUCAGUAAAGCGGAGCAUUUCGUUUAUAUUGAGAACCAGUUCUUCAUUACUGCCACUGGCGAUCAGCAAGGUCCGAUCCUCAACACAAUAGGACGCUCUAUCGUUGAGGCUUGCGUCAGAGCCGGCAAAGAGGGAAGAAAGUUUCGAGUAAUAAUUGUGAUACCCGCUAUUCCCGGAUUCGCCGGAGACCUCCGACAGAAGGAAGCCACAGGGACACGGGCUAUAAUGGACUAUCAGUACAAGUCAAUCAAUCGAGGAGAGCACUCCAUUUUUGGCCAAAUCGCGGCUCAGGGGGUUGAUCCGACAAAUCACAUAUUCGUUUUCAAUCUGCGGGCGUACGAUCGAAUCAACAAAACGCCGGCUCUAGAAGAGCUGGAGAAAGAAGCAGGGGUGACCUUCCAUGACAUUCAACGUGGCGUUGCAGAAACCCUUGCAAGCGAGAGUGUUCACCCAUCCAUCGGUAAGGAAGGCGAUACGAACGAGGUUAGCUACGAGGACUCGCAGAAGGAGAAAGAAGAACGCAUCUCCAGGUUGCAGAAAUAUGAGGAGCGAAACAAAGCUCACGAAUCCAGCCACACUGCCAAUAACAAAGAUUCCCUUGCCCAUGUCACGAUGCUCAACGCGGGCAAGCUAUCUGAUGAAGUCUGGGAAGGUGAUCCCGAGGCGGAGAAAGAGAACUUCGUCCAGGAGGAGCUGUAUGUGCAUGGCAAGGUUUGCAUCGUUGACGAUAGGGUGGCGAUCUGCGGCAGUGCAAAUAUCAACGAUCGAUCCCAACUCGGUUAUCACGAUAGUGAGCUAGCCAUUGUCGUCGAAGAUCAAGACACGAUCGAGAGCACGAUGGACGGAAAGCCUUACAGGGCAGCUCGCCUUGCCGCAACCCUUCGGCGGCAGUUAUGGCGCGAGCACCUUGGCCUGCUCCCAGCGCAAGACUAUGAUGCCUCGAAGCAUCCAAAUGCGCAGCCACCAAAUGCCUGCAUGAAUGAAAUUCUAGAGGGCCCCGAGAACGACUUCGUCGCAGACCCCAUGAAUGAUGAUCUCUGGAACACCUGGACAGAGCAGGCUACUGUCAACACUGACAUCUACCGGCAACUCUUCCGUACCGAUCCAGACGACAAUGUGCGAACUUUUGAAGAUUAUGAUAGAUACCGGGCCAAGGACGGCUACAAGCUUGGCCACCUGUACGACCCAUUCGUGCCUGUCAAGGAGGUCCGCGAGAAGCUCGAUAAGAUCAAGGGCCAUUUGGUCUGGAUGCCUCUAGACUUCCUGAAGGAUGCAGAGAUGGCCGAGCCCGGUUUGCAGGUGAACCAGUAUACUGAAAGCAUCUACACAUAA
Molecule: messenger RNA, 2502 nt
Organism: Aspergillus calidoustus
Lineage: Eukaryota; Fungi; Ascomycota; Eurotiomycetes; Eurotiales; Aspergillaceae
Source: the annotation of a GenBank genome assembly